AUGUGCGGCAUCGUCAUCGCACACGGCAUCGACAAGCCUGCGCUAGACAGACCCCGUGUCAUCGCGUGCGCUAAGAAGAUCCGCCACCGAGGCCCGGACUGGUCGGGAUGUUAUUGCGGAAAAGAGACCAUCCUUGCCCAUGAACGACUCGCCAUAGUCGGCGUCGAUACCGGUGCCCAGCCCCUCGUGAGUACCGAUGGCAAGAUCAUCCUCGCCGUGAACGGCGAGAUCUACAACCAUAUCAAGCUGCGUGCAGGCCUCAAACAGCCGUAUCAGUUUAAGACUCACUCAGAUUGCGAGGUCAUCAUCCCACUCUACAGGGAGCAUGGCACCAGCCUCUGCAACCUUCUCGACGGCAUGUUCUCAUUCGUCCUUCUAGACGAAUCCGUCUCUCCUCCGCGCAUACUCGCAGCACGCGAUCCGAUCGGCAUCACCACCCUUUACCAGGGCUGGUCUUCUAAGCGACCUGGCGCGACGUUCUUCGCCUCGGAGCUCAAAGCUCUUGUCGACGAAUGCGACGAUAUCAUUUCCUUCCCGCCUGGGCAUGUAUAUGACAGUCGUGAUAAAUCCACAACGCGCUACUACCAGCCCUCAUGGUGGGAUGGCGAUCUCGAGGGCCCCAACGCGGUGGCCCCGACCGCUCCAGCCAACCUCACGCACCUCCGCGAAGCUCUAGAAGAGGCCGUGCGCAAACGACUCAUGUCGGAGGUACCGUAUGGCGUCCUGCUGAGCGGCGGUCUCGACAGCAGCCUAAUUGCCGCGAUCGCGGCGCGAGAGACCGAGAAAGUCGCGCAGGCGCAGGCAGAGCGGCGCAGCAGGAGGCUCGCGGAGCUGAACAGCGGCCCGCCGUCGCCCAUUGGCAUCGGUGCAUCCGAGUACGCAACGAUCGCGUCGUGGCCGCAGUUGCAUUCCUUCUCCAUAGGCCUUGAGAACUCGCCAGAUCUUCUGGCUGCGCGCAAGGCAGCACAUUACCUGGGGACGGUGCAUCAUGAGUACGUGUUCACCGUCCAGGAGGGCCUCGACGCCAUCCCGGACGUUAUCUAUCACCUAGAGACGUUCGACGUGACGACCGUUCGCGCGAGCACACCUAUGUAUCUGCUCAGCCGGAAAAUCAAGGCUAUGGGUGUGAAGAUGGUCCUGAGUGGUGAGGGCAGUGACGAGAUUUUUGGUGGAUAUCUUUACUUCCACGCGGCACCUGAUCCCGUGUCCUUCCACCAGGAGUGCGUGCGGCGAGUCAAGAACCUGCACACGGCAGACUGCCUGCGGGCCAACAAGUCGACAAUGGCUUGGGGCCUUGAGGCGCGUGUACCAUUUUUAGACAAGAACUUUCUCGAGGUUGCGAUGAACGUCGACCCCAAAGAGAAGACUUUCAACACUGGUGAAGCACGGGAAACGGAUGAGGAUGGCUGCCCGAAAAUGGAGAAGUACAUCUUACGAAAAGCGUUCGACUGCGCGCCAGACGGAAAGCCCUAUCUUCCCCGUUCGAUCCUCUGGCGACAGAAAGAGCAAUUCUCCGACGGUGUGGGAUACUCUUGGAUAGACGGGAUGAAAGAUCAUGCAGAAGCAGUCGUCUCCGACGAAGCGUUCGAGCUGCGCGCAGAACGAUGGCCGGUGAGCACGCCUGAUACGAAAGAAGCGUACUUUAUCCGCGAGAUAUUCGACGGACUUUUCCCGCUGGAGGCUGCUGCGAAGACAGCUGUGAGGUGGAUACCGCGCGGAGACUGGGGGUGUUCGUCAGAUCCGAGCGGGCGGAGCGUGAGCAUACACAACGCGGCGUAUCAAUCAAGUUAG
Fibroporia radiculosa is the source of this 1791-nucleotide messenger RNA. RefSeq lists its product as uncharacterized. Gene Ontology annotation, cellular component: cytosol. Gene Ontology annotation, molecular function: asparagine synthase (glutamine-hydrolyzing) activity. The transcript is spliced from 11 exons. The record is from RefSeq and is a predicted model, not a curated record. Bases 1 to 1791 code for a protein of 596 amino acids. Lineage: Eukaryota; Fungi; Basidiomycota; Agaricomycetes; Polyporales; Fibroporiaceae.